This is a messenger RNA of Dicentrarchus labrax (European seabass), 4658 nucleotides long. It is a transcript of the gene gaa, whose product is annotated as alpha glucosidase. Gene Ontology annotation, biological process: glycogen catabolic process; lysosome organization. Gene Ontology annotation, cellular component: lysosomal membrane. The transcript has 20 exons. Lineage: Eukaryota; Metazoa; Chordata; Actinopteri; Moronidae. Gene Ontology annotation, molecular function: carbohydrate binding; alpha-1,4-glucosidase activity. The coding region runs from base 1485 to 4301 and encodes 938 amino acids. The record is from RefSeq and is a predicted model, not a curated record.
GGCAGCCUUGUUAGGCCUAGACUUAAAAAAUGAACCUAACUUGAUACUUGUAUAUGCACAUCAAAUGGCAAAUUCAAGAAAAGCAUAUAGAAAGAUAAAUCUGCAUAUAUGAAUGUGUGACAGGUCCAUCGGAGGAAGGUGCAACAACAAUGAGGAACUCCUGCACACUGUCGUUUAUUGCUGAAAAAAUAUUUUAUUAUUUAUGACAUUUCAGUAUGCACAAACUUCAGGUCAAUGGGCAACAUGACAAUACACACACACACACACACACAGAUAUUUAUUCCUUAUUCCAUCAAAACUGAUCAAUUCAGCUUUGCAGUGAAGUGAAAUUGUCAGAUGGUUCAAUUUUUUCAGUAAAGUUGUUCCAAAGGUUACGGGUCAUACUUGGCAGUGCUUAUUAUCUUUUUUUUAGUUUACACAUGGGAAUAGUCAAAAGAGCUUUGUUUAUUCAUCUCUUCAUCGUGAUGCCCUUUAGAUAUGUUAGAGCUGAUCAUGUAGGUUUUAUUUUAGUUAUAGUUUAAAGAAUUAUGGACUAAUAGGUUUUGUGAUUGACACAAGUUUGUUAAUAUGGGAUUAAUUCAUUUUCAGUGCAGAUUAAUAUAAAAAUAGCAUAAUUUUGAUAUAUUUAAAAGUGAGUGAACCAAAAAUGUCACCCAUGUUGAUGUUUGUGGUUUUGAUAUUGGUUGAACACAGAAAAUGUGUACAAUGUGUCAGUGUGUGGUCUUUGACUUAUCUUUUAAGUAAUUGCACAUAAUAUUUCUGCACAUGUAUAUGCAAAUAUCAAUGUGGUUUUUCUAUUAUAACAUUAUCAUCACCAGAGAUAAUUCAGGAUUAAAGUAUUAUACAAUUCGGUAUCACACAAAUCAUUUGAUAAUGAUCAAAUAAUGAAAAUCUUUCUACAUUAUUGUGGUCACUUGUCCACCAACAAAACAUCACAGUAAGGAUUUUGAUAGCAUAGUUCUAGCCUAUGCAUUUCCUUUCGCUAAAUGCAACUUGUGGUGUUUUAAAUGGUUUUACGACUGAAAUGACCGAGGAGCAGCAGCUGCGGCAGUAGUGGUUUUUGAGCACUUUUGUCCCAGUACGCUUGCCAUAGUUUGAUGGUAGCCUGGACUUUUCUUCGUCCUAUUUCGCAUUACAACUUGCAGAAAUCUUAUUUGUUAUUGCUCAGCUACCUUGAACACAACUGGUUUUCUACCACUGCUCGCACAUGAGGGGAAUGCUAAAUAAUAGCACCGACACUGAACUGCUCGUUAGCUUAUUGCUAACUUAGCUAACAGCUAUUCAACUAACCGAGCUGCAAAUGAUUCAACAUCCACAAAAUGUAACAUAACUGUGAGUGUGAAUGCGUCUCCAUUAGCUAUAUGUUCGUGAUGACUCUCUGUAAUAAGUACAACUCACUCUGAGAGUGAAUAUUUGCACCAUACGAAGCACAAAUCGGGUCCUGCAGAGCUCACCUGCAGUGACCUCUGCCCUGUGAUGAGGUUAUGGGUCUGCUGUCUAACUUUACUGUAGCUUUGCUCCUCCUCGCCUUUGCUUUGUCAACAUGCUUAUACAUUAACAAUUUAUCUAACCACGAGACCAGACUGGUUAGAUCAGUCUGUGCUAAGCAAAAUAGAACCAAACCACAUGAAAGUCUUGUUAAUACUAAUCCAACAAAAACACAGAACAAUUCAGUGGAUACAAGUGGAGUGCACCCAGAAAGCUCCCAGAAGACUGAUAUUUCCAGAGACAUUAAAUGCACCAUGGCCCCUGAGAGUCGGUUUGACUGUGCCAGGGACCGGCUUCUCAGCCAGGGGGAGUGUGAACAGAGGGGAUGCUGCUACGUCCCUCUACCAAAGUCUGCAGGACUACCUUGGUGCUUCUACCCCAGUUUGUACCCCGGCUACAAAAUGGGUCCCUUCAGUCCCACCACGCGAGGCCGUGCUGCCAACCUGACUCGUGCCACCCCAUCCUAUCUCCCCAGAGAUAUCUCCACUUUACAUCUAGAAAUCAUAGAAGAGACUGCAGGCUGCUUACACCUCACUUUAAAGGAUUCAUCAUCUCAGCGAUAUGAAGUUAAGCUCCCAGCUGGUGUUCCUCAGAACAAAGCUGAUCCGACCCAAGAUGUCUUGUAUACCACUGAAUACCAGUCUGACCCAUUUGGCUUCAUAGUGCGGCGAAAAUCUAAUGGAAGAGUGAUUAUGAACACCACGGUCGCUCCUCUGCUGUUUGCUGACCAGUACCUGCAGCUGUCCACCUCAUUGGCCUCUUCUCUUGUGUCUGGCCUUGGGGAGCAUUACACCUCCCUCCUCCUGGACCUUAACUGGACUUCUGUCACUCUCUGGAACAGAGACAUGGCGCCUCAUGCUGAUGCUAACCUCUACGGCUCCCACCCAUUCUACAUUGUACAGGAGGAGGACGGCUUGGCACAUGGAGUUUUUCUUCUCAACAGCAAUGCAAUCGAGGUGAUGUUGCAGCCGACUCCUGCUCUCACCUUGGUGGCUAUUGGAGGAAUCCUGGACCUGUACGUCUUCUUGGGUCCUGACCCUGAAAGUGUUAUACGGCAGUACCUUCAGGUCAUUGGCUAUCCUAUGAUGCCUCCCUAUUGGUCGCUGGGCUUCCAUCUGUGUCGCUGGGGUUACACAACCACUAAUACGACCCGACAUGUGGCACAACGCAUGCACAAUUCAAAGUUUCCCAUGGAUGUGCAGUGGAAUGAUCUGGACUAUGCAGCCAAGCGCAGGGUAUUCACCUUUGACCCCUGGCGAUUCGGGGACCUCCCAGAGAUGGUGGAGGAGUUCCACGAGAGAGGCAUGAAGUACAUCCUCAUCCUGGACCCUGGGAUCAGCAGCACUAGCCCCCCUGGAACUUACCCCCCCUUUGAUGAUGGACUGAAACGAGACGUCUUCAUUAAAAAUGCAACAGGACACAUCCUGAUAGGGGAGGUUUGGCCGGGCUCAACAGCCUUCCCAGACUUCACCAACCCAGAGACCAGACACUGGUGGGAGGACUGCAUCACAGAUUUUCAUUCUAAAGUUCCUGUGGAUGGUCUGUGGAUUGACAUGAAUGAACCAGCCAGUUUUGUGCAGGGCUCAGUGGAGGGCUGUCCUGACAGUGAUCUUGAGAACCCACCCUACACCCCCAGAGUGGUUGGAGGCCAGUUGAACUCAGGAACUCUUUGUAUGUCGGCUCAGCAGAAGCUGUCCACUCACUACAACCUGCACAACAUGUAUGGACUCACAGAAGCCUAUGCCACGCACAGUGCUCUUAGGAAGGUACGAGGGAAGAGACCCUUCGUCCUGUCUCGCUCCUCCUACCCUGGCAUCGGACGCUUCUCUGGAGUGUGGACAGGGGACGUCAGGAGUGACUGGGAGCAGUUGCGAUACUCCAUCCCUGCGGUGCUGCAGUUCAGCCUGUUCGGCGUGCCCCUUGUGGGGGCGGACAUCUGUGGCUUUGGAGGCAACACCACCGAGGAGUUGUGUGUGCGAUGGAUGCAGCUUGGGGCCUUCUACCCAUUUAUGAGAAACCACAAUGACAAGCCAAACGCUCCUCAAGAGCCCUAUGUAUUUGGGCAAAAGGCCCAGGCAGCCAUGCGAAGUGUAUUGAACCUUCGUUACUCCCUUCUCCCGUUCCUCUACACACUUUUCCAUCAUGUACACGCCACUGCUGACACUGUGGCCAGGCCUCUCUUCGUGGAGUUUCCUACUGACCCUAACAGUCAGACCAUAGACCGACAGUUUCUGUGGGGGAGUUCACUUCUCAUAAGCCCAGUCUUAGAGCAAGGGGCAGUCGAGCUGGCUGCUUACCUGCCCCCUGGCACCUGGUACAGCCUGCACAAUGGUCAGCCUUUCUACAGUAAAGGUCAGUACCUGCUCCUGCCGGCCCCUCUAGACACCAUCAACGUCCAUGUGAGGGAGGGACACAUUAUCCCCCAGCAGGAGCCUGCUUUGACAACCAUAGCCUCACGCAGAAACCCUUUCUUCCUGACGGUGGCACUGUCAGCAGGCGGCUGGGCCCGGGGCGACUUGUUCUGGGAUGACGGAGACAGUCUUGACACCUUUGAAAUGGGAAAUUAUUGUUACGUUAUCUUCAUUGCUGGACAGUCUCAGGUGGUGAGUGAUCCUGUUAGGCUUAAUGGAGCCCUUGACGGUCUGGUGCUGGGAGGGCUGCAGGUGUUCGGGGUACCCUCGCCACCCCUCUAUGUAUUAGCCAAUGGGGACAAAGUCAGGGAUUUCACAUACCGCAGUGACACCAAGGUUUUGACAGUGACCAGCCUGGCUUUGCCCAUGACGAAGGUGUUUACAGUUCAGUGGGCUCUCUGAUGCACUGAGCCUUGUUACCCAAUAACCUUUGGGAGCCUUUGCAUUUUCACUGCUGCUGAAAACGCUAUCUCAACCAUCCCAGAGCUCAAGAUGCACUUAACUCUUGCUCCACCUCUUUGUCCAAAUCAGAAAGUAGUGCUUUGUAAGAAACAGGUUUUUAAAAAUGUGAUGUUAUCAAACAAAGGGAACCAUCAUCUUGAUGUAUCUGUUUUUUUCUUGUUAGGUAAUUUUGGCUGCUGCUAACUGCCACACUGAAUAAAGAUAACUGUUUAUAACCUCUUUUGUACUUUUAAGAUUAUGUUUAUAUAAAUCUUUGUUACGGAAGUGCAUUAUAAAUAAAAAUGGUGAAAAAAGAUA